Messenger RNA from Trichoderma asperellum CBS 433.97, 1506 nucleotides. RefSeq lists its product as uncharacterized. Gene Ontology annotation, molecular function: zinc ion binding; DNA-binding transcription factor activity, RNA polymerase II-specific. Lineage: Eukaryota; Fungi; Ascomycota; Sordariomycetes; Hypocreales; Hypocreaceae. The record is from RefSeq and is a predicted model, not a curated record. Gene Ontology annotation, biological process: regulation of DNA-templated transcription.
CGCAAUGCCUUUCCCACGAAGAAAACGGAAGGCAUGUAAUGAGUGCCACAAAUCAAAGACACGGUGCUCCCAAUCUAGCCCUUGUAGUAGAUGCCGUGCCCGGAAUUUGACAUGCGAAUACGUCCAUGACUUCUUGAACCCAUAUGGCAGUAACCCGCAAGGUCAAGAUAAUUGGGGCUCAGUACUGCCAACUAUUGGAAACUUUGGCGAUGAUCCAACCAUAAACCCCAGUAACGCGCUUGAGCCAACUUUUGAUGAGAUAGUCAAUGGCGCUAUAAGCAGCUCGACUGGGCCUCAGCCUGGCUUAACGUUUCCGCCCGCCUUGGGAGAGAUGGCAACGCAAGGGUCGGAAAACUUGUCACAGCAAAUACUAGUUCCGCCGAACUUAAUAUCAAAACACAUACCUAUUAAUAUUUACUUUCAGCCUACUGUCGAUCCAGCAGAAGACGCAAGCGAACUGUCUUGGUUGCAAGUUGGAAAUAGCCAUUGCCUUGACCCCGAAGGACAUAAGCCAAAGACUUCGGUGACACAAAAAAAGGAAACAAUCGAAUCAAAAUUGACCAAAAAAUUGUUAAUUGGGCAGCUUCUCAACUACUCCAAGAUGAUGAAUAGUAAUCGUCUUCCACCUUUUAUCUUUGCCCCGUGCAAACAAGACGAUGGCUGUGGAUUAAAUGGAAGCCACCAAUGUCUAUUACGGCCCCUGGAAAAUUGCCGUGCCAUUACAACAAUAGCAGAGAAUAUAGAGGCAUCAAACAAGGGCUUUUUUUGGACGAUUGUUGAAAAUGAGGUGCUGCGAUUGUACAAGGAGUUGUCGCGCAUGAAUUGUUAUGAGGUCCAGGCAUCAUUACAGGCAUGUACAAUUUAUGCCCUAUUAUAUACACGAUAUAUAAAGCCGAUUCAAGCUGGAAGCGUACUCCCAGUUAUUAAAGCAAUUAUUGAUUUUGGCCGACACCUCCAUAGCCUAUAUAACUUUCGAGCUCCGCUAAGUACAGACGAAAGCGUUAUCAGACAAGAAUGGAUACUGAGAGAGAGCACUCGCCGGACAAUAUGUGUGCUUUACGGUAUAGAACUACUCCUGGAUGUGUUCAGUGAAGAUCCAGACCAUGUGAAAUGCCGGGGACUUGAAAAUGUGCCACUUCCAUGCACUCGAGAUCUCUGGGAGCCAGUCCCGGACUCUAUAUGGAUAAGACGGUAUCAAAAUUCCAUGUCGCUACACCACGGAUAUGAGACUAUGUGUCUUGGGACGAUACAAUCUUCAAUCUUCCUGUUGAGGGGCCGAACUACUGAGACUGGAUCGAAACAAUCUGACUCUCAUGAAGCGAUUUCUCAUUGGUGCGAAGAGGCUGAUGAGCUUGGAACCCUUGUAUGGAUGACGAUUAUGGUGGAAACGAGAUGAGUUGAGGAGAGGUUUGAACAUUUGGCUUGGCAAGGUAUUUCACGCCGAGCCCGAAUAACAUUUAAUGUCAAUAUCCGAAAUUAAGUAUAUAUCGCCUGCCUUUAAUGCAG